Molecule: messenger RNA, 2256 nt
Organism: Diaporthe batatas
Lineage: Eukaryota; Fungi; Ascomycota; Sordariomycetes; Diaporthales; Diaporthaceae
Product: AMP-activated serine/threonine-protein kinase regulatory subunit SNF4
Exons: 4
Coding region: 695-1879 (394 amino acids)
Source: RefSeq, a predicted model, not a curated record
AGGCAAUCGCUUCCAGACCGGGGAGGAACCCCCCCCGGGAUGUUGCUUAUCUGAUAAAUCGGCCGCUCUCGCGACCAAGCAGCCCAAGCACAGCAGGUCCUCCAGCUCGGCCCAAAACCCCCUUCGUCCACACGGCCAGAGCUCGGGCGAACUGCAGCAAGUGGGCGGGCAGUAACACGGAGCACCACCUGGGAGGAGGAAGAAGAAGCAUCAUUCACCCGUUGGUGGGUUGGACACAAGACUGACUGCAGCAGUCAGUGCCUGAAAGGAAGAGAGACAGAUAUCGCCCGCAGCCAUCAGGCCGAGAGAGCCUGACUUGUCCUCUGUCAUUUCCCUUCUGUCCCUCUCCUGCCACUUGCUCCGUCACCUCGCCCUCUGACCUCACCUCGACCAACAUUACCACCUGCACUUGCCUGCUUCGCCAGCAGCUUCUUCGCAGCAAUCAGCCUUCAUCCCAGCACGACAGGCUGAUCCUCCUCGCACCUGGCUCUCGACCGAGCAAAUCCCCAAAUUUAAAGUGCUGCCGGGAGUCGCGAGGCUGAAGCCAACUUUUCCCCAAUUCCCAGGGCGCGGCGCACAUGUUUCUGAGCACCCAGACCAAACCGGCGGCCUGAAUCGACACUAGGGCCAGGGCCUCGACCCCGACAUUCGAACCGGCAUCCCCCUUCAUGUGCAACCGGCGAGGACCACAGUCAUGACGGACCCCGCGAAUCCAAGCGAGGGUGGCCCCCCAAAACAGCCUGCCGCCAUCGCAAGUGCAAGACACCCGGGUCACGAGCUGCCUCUGCCUCUGCCGUUCGCAGCGCCCUCUACGUUUCUUCAAUUGCGGGCUCCAGUCGCCAACAGGCCUCCGGCCAGCACUCAAAGUCGUACAGAGCACUCCUUGGCACCAGAGAAGCCCCUCAUGACGCCGCUCGACAAAGAGCAGAUGCAGGGUCUGAGGGCCAUACGCGAAUUCCUCAAGGUCCGAACCAGUUACGAUGUCCUGCCCCUAUCCUUCCGACUCAUCGUCCUCGACAAUGACCUUCUUAUCCGCACGAGUGUGAACAUCCUCAUGCAGAACAAUAUUGUGUCCGCUCCGCUGUGGGAUUCCAAGACGUCGACCUUUGCUGGUCUGCUUACGAGCACAGACUACAUCAACGUCAUUCAGUACUAUCUACAAAACCCCGAGAGGUUCGAGGAUGUGGAUCGACUCCGUCUAAGUAGCUUGCGAGAGGUUGAAAAGGCCAUUGGCGUCACGCCUCUAGAGACCGUUUCGUUCCACCCAGGGCGGCCCCUCUAUGAAGCAUGCCGGAAAAUGCUGCAGACCCGAGCGCGCAGGAUACCGCUGGUCGACAUUGAUGAUGAGACAGGCCGGGAGAGCGUGGUCAGCGUCAUCACGCAAUACCGAAUACUCAAGUUCAUCGCCGUGAACAAUGAGAAGAACACGAUGCUCCUGAAGAAGACCGUGCGGGAGCUCAAUCUCGGUUCCUAUGAUGACUUGGCCACGGCGAGCAUGAACAACACAGUCCUGGACGUGAUCCAGCUUAUGGUCAAAUACAAUAUCUCGGCGGUCCCGAUAGUGGAUACAGAGAACACCGUUAUCAAUGUCUUCGAAGCCAUCGACGUCAUCCCGUGCAUCAGAGGUGGUGCUUAUGAUGAGCUCCAGGGCACCGUUGGAGAGGCGCUGUGCAGACGGUCGGAUGACUUCCAGGGCAUUUACACCUGCACGGAAGAGGAUAGGCUCGAUUCGAUUUUCGAUACGGUUCGAAAGUCCAGGGUGCACCGAUUGAUUGUGGUAGACGACCACAGCAAGCUCAGGGGCAUCAUAUCCCUCUCCGACAUCCUGAAGUAUGUCCUGAUCCACGGAGAAGAAGAGCACAUGCGGGAGCAAGCAUGACCAGGCAGGAAACAGUCCUCGGCCCCUGGCCCACAUUCCCAUCAUCCCAGGCGUAUGGGACUAUUCUGCGUUUCGAGGCAUUUGCAGGGCGUUCGGAGAGGGUCAUGGACGGAAGAAGGUAUGAUUAAGGGAGGCUGGUUGCAUCGGCACAAUCUGAUUGCUGUGUCCGGCUGUUAUAGACCUUUCGGCGACGUACCGGGGACGCAGUACCGGAAGGCCGGCCCCCUCUAAUUUUGGGAUAUCAGAAGGAAGAUCGUCGACAACGAAAAUGUUUGUGCGCUUUAGAUAUAUCCAGAAGGGCAAAGGGCCUGGCUGUCGACAGCUGAGGACAAUAUCAGUGUCCUCUUACGACUAAUUCACUUGACUUUUGUCUUGCA